Molecule: messenger RNA, 462 nt
Organism: Rhipicephalus microplus (southern cattle tick)
Lineage: Eukaryota; Metazoa; Arthropoda; Arachnida; Ixodida; Ixodidae
Product: V-type proton ATPase 16 kDa proteolipid subunit c
Biological process (GO): proton transmembrane transport
Cellular component (GO): proton-transporting V-type ATPase, V0 domain
Molecular function (GO): proton-transporting ATPase activity, rotational mechanism
Source: RefSeq, a predicted model, not a curated record
AUGGAGGACAAGGAGCCGCCGUACGCGCCCUUCUUCGGCGUCAUGGGCGCCGUGGCGGCGAUAUCGUUCAGCGCGCUGGGCGCCGCCUACGGCACCGCCAAGUCCGGCGCGGGCAUCGCCGCCAUGUCGGUGAUGCGUCCCGAGCUCAUCAUGAAGUCCAUCAUCCCGGUCGUCAUGGCCGGUAUCAUCGCCAUCUACGGACUUGUGGUGGCGGUGCUCAUCUCUAGUGCACUGAGCUCUUCGUACAGGCUGUACCAGUCCUUCCUGCACCUGGGCGCCGGCCUCAGCGUUGGGCUGAGCGGCCUGGCCGCGGGCUUCGCCAUCGGCAUAGUCGGGGACGCCGGCGUGCGCGGCACGGCCCAGCAGCCUCGACUCUUCGUCGGCAUGAUCCUGAUCCUGAUCUUCGCUGAAGUGCUUGGUCUGUACGGGCUCAUUGUGGCGCUCAUCAUGUACUCGCGUUAG